GCUUUGGAUCUCUUACAGUUCUGUUUAACAGUUGUAUGGCCGUGGAUUUAAAUUUAGUCUAAUAUUAACAUGGUUUUGUCAUUGAAAACAAUUAAAUAGCCUACAAAUCCAUUCAUGCAUUCAUUUUCUUUCCCCGUCAUUGGUUUCAGCUCUAGAUAAUCUGACAGAUAUCUCUUAGUUUAUUCCAAUCGGCGGUAAUUUAUGGAAAGAGGACAUAAUCCUUUUCCAAGCGCCCCGAGCAUAACUGUACUUUAAUCCGGUUUUCUUCUGUGCGAUGGAUAUUGGGAACGCACGACGAGACGUUCGACGACACCUCUUUAGAAACGGUUUCAAGUUCCAGCGCGUGACAUGUUGGAAUGUCAGGUCGCUCGCCUCCGUUGCCGUAGCAACAGUACGGGUCAACUCCACUCUCCUCGCAUAGAGAGAAGCGGCCGGCUACGCAAUGACUUCCCGUGGAGCUAGAUACCGCCUGGGUUCCCCCUUCCAGCGCCUCCUCGUCAACAUGGGCAUGGCUUCCUCUGCCUUCCCCUCUGCCUUCCCCUCAGCCUUCAACCCCAGACCUGCCCAGUGCCGCGCCCCCACCUCCCUGUCCUCCCGCCACUACCUAGCCGGCUGCAGUCGUGACGCAGAGCUCGGUCUAGACUCCCCGGCUCCUCCCACUCUCUCGCUGGGGCGGGGCCUAGGCCUGAGCUUUCAGGAAGGGAGGUGGGUGAGGGGAAGAGGAGAAGGCGGAGGAGUGGGUGAGGAGAGCGGAGCUGGGAAGGAGCAGAAGAGACGGAUCCAGAGGUUGAAGGAGGAGAACCGUCUGUUGAAGCUGUCUGUGGAGGUCCUGCUGGACAUGAUGACCAUGGUGAAGCUGAAGGACGGCGAUGGUGAGGCCCAGGUGGAGGAAGGGGGUGGCCAGGCCUCGGAGAGGAGACCCGCGGGGGGUAAGGGGGUGUGGUGGGCCCCCAACCUGCCCGACAAACGGAGAGCUUAGACCAUUAAAGGCUUUCCUCUGCAGUA
Molecule: messenger RNA, 1005 nt
Organism: Gadus macrocephalus (Pacific cod)
Lineage: Eukaryota; Metazoa; Chordata; Actinopteri; Gadiformes; Gadidae
Product: protein chibby homolog 1-like
Exons: 2
Coding region: 443-979 (178 amino acids)
Source: RefSeq, a predicted model, not a curated record